Condylura cristata (star-nosed mole) is the source of this 1648-nucleotide messenger RNA. It is a transcript of the gene NIFK, whose product is annotated as nucleolar protein interacting with the FHA domain of MKI67. The transcript is spliced from 7 exons. Gene Ontology annotation, biological process: maturation of LSU-rRNA from tricistronic rRNA transcript (SSU-rRNA, 5.8S rRNA, LSU-rRNA). The record is from RefSeq and is a predicted model, not a curated record. Gene Ontology annotation, molecular function: RNA binding. NCBI's taxonomy places the organism in Eukaryota, Metazoa, Chordata, Mammalia, Eulipotyphla, Talpidae. The coding region runs from base 30 to 923 and encodes 297 amino acids. Gene Ontology annotation, cellular component: nucleolus.
UGGAGUUCGUCAGCCUAAUAGCUGCAGGCAUGGCGGCCUUUACUGGCCCUGCCAAGCCUCUCCUGUCCCUGAAUCCGCAGCAGGAUGCCAAGUUUCAGAAGGAGGUGGCACAAGUCCGAAAGCGCCGGCGCGCCGCCCAGCAACAGGAAAAGGAAAAAUUGACUCCUGGAGUAAUCUUUGUGGGUCACUUACCUCCAGCACUUUAUGAGACCCAGCUCCAAGAAUAUUUCUCCCAGUUCGGCACUGUGACAAGAUUCAAACUGUCCCGAAGUAAAAAGACAGGAAAUAGCAAAGGCUACGCCUUUGUGGAAUUUGAAUCUGAAGAUGUUGCUAAAAUAGUUGGAGAAACAAUGAACAACUACCUUUUUGGUGAAAGACUCUUAAAAUGUCACUUUAUACCUCCUGAUCAAGUACACGGAGAGCUUUUUAAAGACUGGAAUAUGCCAUUUAGACCCCCAUCAUUUCCAGCAGUGAAACGGUAUAAUCAGAAUCGGACACUUCUUCAAAAGCUUCGGAUGGAAGAGAGAUUUAAGAAGAAAGAACAGUUACUCAGGAAGAGAUUAGCCAAAAAAGGAAUUAAUUACGAUUUUCCUUCAUUGGUUUUACAUAAAAAGGGAGAAAAUGCUGCAAAGCCUCGUCGUCGUAGGAAAACUACAAAGAGCCAGGUUUUACCGAAGAAGACAGAAGAAAUUUCCAACACUCCCAACACUUCUGAGAAGACUCUAGACAGCCAGGCCCCCACGCCAGUUUGUACUCCAACGUUUUUGGAGAAACGAAGAUCUGAAGUGGCUAAAAUGAAUGAUGAUGAUAAAGACGAUGAAAUAGUUUUGAAGCUGCCCACAGGUGCUGUAAAAGAAGAAACACAAGAGACUAAAACACCAACAAGUUCUAGGAAAAAAAGACGGAGAAAAAACAAUCAAUGAUUCUGAAAUGUAUUGUGUAUAAUACUUCUGAAAAACAUAGUUUUAUUAUGAUUCUUUGUACUUAAUUAGAUACAGUGGAGAGAACUUUGAUAGAUACUUUGGGGGGGGAACGAGGUCCAGGUCAACGAGGACUGUGUAAUUUUGGCUUCUCUGCCCGUGCUGAACUACAGGGCGCUACAUCCUGCGGUAGCCAGGCCAGGCUGCCUCUGUCCUGGUGCCUUUUGGUUUUCUUUGCACAUUUCAUAGCUAUCUUUAGUUAUUUCACCUGGGUGGAAGAGUCACCGUUAAUUGUGGGUUUAGACAGUAGAUACAGCCUUUGUUAAAUUAAACCUUGCUUGACCAACACAUGGUUCUCUGUGUUGGGCUGGGCAUAUUUAACACAGGAGGGUUUGACUUGUAUACAUUGGGUGGUAGAAAUGGAGUUAAAAGGAGAGUGAGAAAGAGUAUAAAUGUUAAUACAGAUUUAUUUUUAUGUGACCAUUUUUACCAAUGUUAAAUUUGUUUACAUUAGGCUGCUAUGGAUUAAUAGCUACUGUUAUGUAUCAGUAAUUAUUCCAUUUAUGUGGAAUUGUAUUUCAGGAUUCAGCAACAGUAAAUAAACAUCCACAUAAGUUACUUGUGUGCAGUUGGACUCGGGUACCUUGUGAGUUGCCUUCUUAGCUAUUCACUUUUCAACCUCAAAAUGUGCUUUUGUACUAAUUUAGAUUGAUUAAAAAUAUCUAAUG